ACGUGGACAAAGAGACCACUGGGGUCAACCUGGGCGUCAAAGCAUCAAUCCGGUGAAUGGCGUCCACUAACCCACUCUCCAUCCAAUCCAAUGGGAUCCAGUCCGACUUCCAAGCCAUUAGCGUCCCCAGUCUCAGCGCAUCAAUCACCGUUCUUCCACUGGCCAUGGUGACAGGGAAUUUAGUCGGCCAAGAUAGAGAUAUCGUCAUGUUCCAGUGAUAUUCAUGGUCCAGAACAGUGCUCGUUGGCUGCCCCUCACGCCCCCGUCGGUUGGCCCUGUUUGGCUUCCCCUCGUCAUGUUCCACCUGAUUCUAGACGGAUAGUUACUUACCGAUUAUAAGAGGGGAAUCCUACCCAGCUGUUGUUUCCUGAUCAUCAAUUUUUGCCCUGAAACUACUUGCUUUGCCGGUGUUUAUAUCGGAAUUCCAAAGCCGUCUUCUCAGCAACGUCCCUUUUCAUCACAGCGCUAAUUGAAUGGGCAUAGAAAGCUCUCCACCUGAUGUCGAGGAAUCGACGGAACCCCCUAUAUGUCCUUAUUCGAAGGAAAAUCAUCCAGGGAAAGACACACCGCCUGUUGAUGUAGAAGGGAAAGGCAGCUUGGAGAUAGGGCAAACGGGACUGAUCCCAACAGAUCCCAAUUGUGAUGCCAAGGAGCUACACGCAGAAAGUCUACGUCCACGUUCAAAUUUCAAGGAUCCCUCGCAACAUGCUCACGUCAUCGACCCCGAUGCUCUUGCCGCAGCUCUCAAUGUCGACAUCAACAAUGGCCUCCUCAGUGAGGAAGCCGAAGCUCGCCUCCUGCGAGAUGGACCCAAUAGGUUCCGCGAGAUGGAGGGUGUAUCGGCAUGGAAAAUCUUGUUGAGGCAAGUUUCCAACAGUUUGACCUUAGUCCUGGUCAUCACAAUGGCAGUCUCGUUUGGUAUCGAUGAUUAUAUUGAAGGAGGCGUCAUAGCCGCCGUGAUCCUUCUCAACAUCGUCGUCGGAUUUGUGCAAGAUUACCGUGCGGAGAAGACAAUCCUCUCGCUCCAUCGACUUUCGGCACCGCUGUGCAACGUCUUGCGUAAUGGACGAGUGGUAUCGAUCAAGGCGGAAUCGCUCGUUGUUGGGGACAUUGUCAAACUGACAGUGGGCGAUAUCGUCCCAGCAGACAUUCGACUACUCGAUGGGAUGAAUAUCUUCACGGACGAGGCUUUGUUGACAGGCGAAUCUCUGCCGGUCAUGAAAACCCCGCAUGCCACUCUGACCUCAAGAGAUAUUCCUAUUGGGGAUAGGACCAACAUGGCAUACUCAGGGUCCAAUAUCACUCAGGGACGAGCAGAAGGAGUAGUUAUCGCUACGGGAAUGGCUACCGAGAUGGGCAAAAUUGCUCAGCUCCUCCAGGACAAAGAUCCCAAUGAGAACUUAGGGCUAUUAGCACGUACUGUCGGAAACUUGAAAAAUACGGGCAAGAACCUUCUAGGGCUUGUUGGUACACCGUUGCAAAUCAAGCUCAGCAAAUUCGCCCUGCUUCUGUUUGCCCUCGCUAUUAUCCUCGCUAUUAUUGUCUUCUCUGUCAGCGAGUGGGACGUCCAGGGAGAGGUUCUCAUCUACGGUAUAUGCGUGGCAGUUGCCGUAGUGCCAGAGUCCUUGAUCGCCGUUCUCACCAUCACGAUAGCGGUAGGGACCAAGGCAAUGGCUCGGGGCAAUGUCAUUGUGCGCAAGCUGCAAUGCCUGGAAGCUGUUGGUGGUGUCACCAAUAUCUGUUCUGAUAAGACCGGGACAUUGACCCAGGGAAAGAUGAUUGCACGUUCCGCAUGGAUUCCAGGUGCGGGUACACUGACAGUUGACCAAACAACUGACUCGGUCGACCCUACUAGUGGUGUGGUCCAAAUGGAUGAAAUCGACUGGGAACCCGAGGCCUUUCAAGGAAACCAUGCUCUGAACACAUUCUUAACUGCUAUUUCCCUAUGCAACUUGUCUAUCGUACACCGCGGUGUGCGCCCUGUAUCAGAGACAGAAACAACUGGUGCUACCGAGAAUACCUGGACAGCCGUCGGAGAACCUACAGAAAUUGCUCUCCACGUUCUUGCAAUGCGUUUUGGCUUUGGGAAGUCCGACGUAUUGAGAACACGGGAUGUCCUUCUCCAUACCGAAUACCCCUUCGACUCUUCGAUCAAAAAAAUGACGGUGGUCUACACUAACCCAAAAGCACAAACCCUCGAGGUGUACACAAAGGGGGCACCUGAGGCAGUGAUAUCUUCAUUCAAUAUCAGCGAGAAAGAAAAGACUCUGAUCCAAGAGACCGCAGACAGAAUGGCCGGAGAGGGCCUCCGUGUUCUGUGCAUAGGGUACAAGACGGCCCCCAUUGACGACGAACCUCAAGUAUGUCCACGUAAUGCUGCCGAAUCGAACUUGACAUUCGGCGGUCUAGUGGGAUUAUAUGACCCCCCGCGAGUCGAAACCGCCGCUGCUGUCCGAAGGUGUCAAAUGGCCGGUAUAACGGUGCAUAUGCUGACUGGAGACCACAUUCGGACGGCAACAGCCAUCGCAUCUGAAGUCGGUAUCCUUGAUGCUAUCAUCAAUGCCAAAUCGAGCCGGCUUGUUAUGGCGGCAAAGGAUUUUGAUCGGUUAUCUGAUGAAGAGAUCGACGCUAUCGAGCAGCUCCCUCUGGUAAUUGCACGCUGCAGCCCGACCACAAAAGUACGCAUGGUGGACGCGAUGCACCGACGGAAGGCGUUCUGCGUCAUGACUGGUGAUGGAGUCAACGACUCGCCGGCUUUGAAGCGCGCGGAUGUUGGAAUAGCAAUGGGGAAGAAUGGCAGUGACGUCGCUAAAGAAGCUGCCGAUAUGGUUUUGACAGACGACAACUUCUCAUCCAUCGUUAAAGCGGUGGAGGAAGGCAGACGACUUUUUGACAACAUUCAAAAGUUCCUCAUGCACCUUCUCAUUUCCAAUAUUGCUCAAGUGAUACUUCUUCUUAUUGCACUCGCAUUCAAAGACAACCACGGGAACUCUGUGUUUCCUCUAUCACCUCUAGAAAUAUUGUGGGCCAACUUGGUCACCUCAUCAUUCCUAGCUCUGGGGCUCGGGCUCGAAGAAGCACAACCCGACAUUAUGUACCGCCCACCCCACGAUCUGAAAGUGGGCGUCUUCACCCGAGAGCUCAUCACAGACAAGAUGAUCUACGGUACUUUCAUGGGAACCCUAUGCCUAGUAGCCUAUGUCUGCGUUAUCUACGGCGCAGGCUCAGGAUCUUCCAGCAUGGGAAUCGAUUGCAACGAAGGAUACAACGAAACGUGUGACACAGUCUUCCGGGCACGCGCCACGACCUACGCCACACUAACCUACUUACUCCUGGUAACAGCAUGGGAAGUCAAGCACUUCUCUCGCUCCCUGUUCAACCUAGAUCCCAGCAUGCCGCCCGGGCCCCUGACCGUGUUCCACGCAAUUUGGCGCAAUCGGUUUCUCUUCUGGGCGGUAGUCGCUGGCUUCGUGAUUGCCUUUCCGGUCAUCUAUCUGCCUUUCGUGAACCGCAUCGUGUUCAAACACCAGAGCAUCUACUGGGAAUGGGGAAUUGUAUUCGGAUGUGUGCUCGUCUAUCUGGUGAUGAUUGAAAUAUGGAAGGCUAUCAAACGAAGGUUCAGAAUCGGGAGUGGAAGACAUGGAACGUUGACUGUGGAAGACGCGGAAAUGAGGGCCGGGCUUGGGUCCCCGACGCCUCUGUCCAUGAGUGCCAAUGCGAGCGUGGAUGCUAGUGUAGAGAUGAAGUAG
Molecule: messenger RNA, 3749 nt
Organism: Aspergillus candidus
Lineage: Eukaryota; Fungi; Ascomycota; Eurotiomycetes; Eurotiales; Aspergillaceae
Product: putative potassium/sodium P-type ATPase
Exons: 5
Coding region: 474-3749 (1091 amino acids)
Biological process (GO): calcium ion transmembrane transport; intracellular calcium ion homeostasis
Cellular component (GO): plasma membrane
Molecular function (GO): ATP hydrolysis activity; ATP binding; P-type calcium transporter activity
Source: RefSeq, a predicted model, not a curated record